Ambispora leptoticha is the source of this 277-nucleotide messenger RNA. NCBI's taxonomy places the organism in Eukaryota, Fungi, Glomeromycota, Glomeromycetes, Archaeosporales, Ambisporaceae. The record is from the annotation of a GenBank genome assembly.
UCGUCGAUGGUGUAGACUUAUUACACCAAUCUUAUGGAGUGAACCUACAAAUUAUUUCAAAGAUAAAAGACUUAUAAGCAUAUAUCUUUUAGCAUUAAAUGCUGAAGAGCAAGCUCUAUUAAUCCCAUUUAAAAUUAUUCUUCCAAAUUAUCCAAGGCCAUUAUUUGAGUACGAAAGCUAUGCUACAACUGUUGGUUCUUAUUUUGCUGAUGGAGUCAAAAAUUGGCUUAAAAAUGAAGGACAUAAUGUAAAAUAUUUCGAAAAAAAACAAACUUGA